AUGUUCUCAACUAACUUAAUAUCCUUCCUCCUCGCUCUCUCCCCGAUUGCGACUCUCGCAGCCCCCCAUCCUCCUCCUGAAAUCACCUCGUACACUCUUCCUGGAAACAACACCCGCCCCGAAGGUGUAGGCCGCCAGCCCAACUCUCCUUACUUCUAUUCCGGGUCCGUCACCACAGGUUCACUCUAUCGUGGCGAUAUCUACACUCCGGAAAUAGAAGUUUUCAUUCCAAACACCCCUAGCACCUGUCUCGCCGGGAUCAAAAUCGAUGAUCAAGACCGCCUUUAUGCCGCCGGCUGCGCUAGUGGUUCCGUCUUUGUUUAUGAUGUUAAUACGCGCGAUCUUCUGUAUACAUUCACUGUAACCUACAGCGGGGGAUUUUUGAACGACCUGACGAUCGCGGACGAUGGGACUGUAUAUAUCUCUGAUUCAUACCGCCCUUACUUGCUCUACAUCACCCCGGAUCAACUCGCUGCGGAAGAGACAGAGCAGGAACUGAAAGUCUACACAAGGCUUGAUUCAGUGAUCCCUUACACAAACGCAGGCGACGGUGUCCAUAUCGGAAAUGGGCUCGUGGUGACAAAGGACCAGGAAUUUGUGAUACUGGGAAGCUGGGAAGGCAGGGCUAUCUACCGUAUCUCUUUGGAUGAUAGCAAGGAAAUUUCUCCUAUUGACUUGGGUGGAAAGACGGUUGGUAAAGUUGAUGGUCUACUCCUCCGGGGCAAGACUCUCUACUCCGUUAACUCCGACUGGGACAUUGGGCUCUUUAUCGAUGUUAUAGAGAUCGUGUAUCCGUACCUUGAGGCGACACCAGUGGGGACUCUCACGAGUGAUUUGCUGUAUGGGCCUGCGACUGCGGCGUUUGAUGGGGAUGAUUUACUGGUUACAAAUUUCCAAGGGAACUUGCCAAAUCCUCAUCUACCCUUUGAUAUUGUUAGAGUACCACUAUGUCAGAAAGCAUGA
Messenger RNA from Morchella importuna, 963 nucleotides. RefSeq lists its product as uncharacterized. The transcript is spliced from 2 exons. Bases 1 to 963 code for a protein of 320 amino acids. Lineage: Eukaryota; Fungi; Ascomycota; Pezizomycetes; Pezizales; Morchellaceae. The record is from RefSeq and is a predicted model, not a curated record.